GCCUUGUUUGAUAACAUUGAUGCUGAGCGGCCGAACAGAGGCGAGGGCGGUGGAUUUCAUUGACUGAGCCGCGCUUCGUUCGGAGUCCCUGGAAACUCAAGCUUACAGUUAAAUAUCACUGAUUCGAGGUUUUGGACAGCACAAUCCUCUUUCCUCAGCAUCUUACACUUUUCCAGUGUUUGUGCUGUCAGGGGGAUGUCAGCAGCUUGCCUUGUGCGCCUGGCAAGGUGCAGUGGUCCUCAUGUGGGUCGCAGUAAUCUCUUCCACCCAGCCUUAGCCCCACUUCUGUUCCAGCACAACGCCCACCCUCAGUUCGUAACCUUCCGCAAGCAGCUUCACAGUGCAGAAAAUCUUCACAGCAACACGCGCUUCGAUGCAGACAGCAGUGGUCGUCCCACCACUUGGGAUUCAUUUGGCAUCUGGGACAAUCGUAUUGAUGAGCCGAUCUUGUUGCCGCCCAGCAUCCGUUAUGGCAAGCCUAUUCCCAAAGUCAGCCUAUCAAAGGUAGGCUGUGCCUCGCUCAUCGGGCAACGCAAAGAGAAUGAAGACCGCUUCCGGGUCUCUCAGCUGACGGACAGCAUCCUCUACUUUGCUGUGUUUGAUGGGCAUGGAGGAUCAGAGGCGGCUGACUUCUGUGAAAAGUACCUGGAGAAAUUUAUUAAGGACUUUGUGGCAGAUGAAGACAAUCUGGAAUUAGUUUUAACAAAAACCUUUCUUGAAGUAGACAAAGCUCUGGCAAAGCACUUACACUUCUCUCCAAACGCGAUGAACGCGGGAACCACGGCCACAGUGGCCUUGCUGAGGGACGGCAUCGAGCUGGUGGUCGGCAGCGUGGGUGACAGUCGCGCCAUGCUGUGCCGCAAGGGCAAGGCCCUGAAGCUCACUGUUGACCAUACUCCUGAGAGGAAGGACGAGAAGGAGAGGAUAAAGAAGAGUGGGGGUUUUAUCACCUGGAACAGUCUGGGACAGCCAAACGUCAACGGCAGGCUGGCUAUGACGCGCAGCAUCGGAGACUUCGACCUGAAGAAGAUGGGGGUCAUCGCUGAGCCCGAGACAAAGAGGAUCAUGCUGCACCACUCCCACGACUCCUUCCUGGCGCUGACGACAGACGGCGUGAACUUCAUCAUGAACAGCCAGGAGAUCUGCAAUGUCAUCAACCAGUGCCACGACCCCAAAGAGGCGGCGCAGAGAAUAUCUGACCAGGCUCUUCAGUACGGCUCUGAGGACAACAGCACAAUCAUCGUGGUGCCGUUUGGUGCUUGGGGGAAACACGAGAAUUCAGACCCAAGCUUCUCCUUCAGCAGGAGCUUUGUGUCCAGUGGACGCUGGGCGUAGACGGCACGCCGCUGGAGGAGGAGGAGGAGGAGGAGGAAGAGGAGCGGUCUGUGGACCCGCUCAAUGUGUGCAAUACAGUUGGUGCCCUGGAGAGAAAGACACGGAGGAUGGCUGCAAUGUUAUUUCCAGUUUUAUGGUGUUUGUUAGCCCCUGUGGUGUAAAGAGCAGUGAAUUCAUGCACUUGGAAAAAAAACAAAAAAAAACUCGUCACAAAUAGUUCAAUCGGUUCGCACCUCAUAAACACUGAGGG
This is a messenger RNA of Salarias fasciatus (jewelled blenny), 1585 nucleotides long. RefSeq names its product protein phosphatase, Mg2+/Mn2+ dependent 1Kb (gene ppm1kb). Gene Ontology annotation, molecular function: cation binding; protein serine/threonine phosphatase activity. Lineage: Eukaryota; Metazoa; Chordata; Actinopteri; Blenniiformes; Blenniidae. The record is from RefSeq and is a predicted model, not a curated record. The transcript is spliced from 7 exons. Bases 196 to 1335 code for a protein of 379 amino acids. Gene Ontology annotation, biological process: protein dephosphorylation.